Oikopleura dioica is the source of this 1320-nucleotide messenger RNA. The record is from the annotation of a GenBank genome assembly. Lineage: Eukaryota; Metazoa; Chordata; Appendicularia; Copelata; Oikopleuridae.
AUGUUUCGCUACCACCCUAUAAAAUGCUUUCUAGCAAUAAUGUCGGACUACCCACCAACUGGCCUCCCCGCCUCCAUCAAGGCCCUCCCCGAGUGGAUCCAGAAGGGUUGCGGCGAUGCCGAGUACUACUGCGAAGAGAAGGAAGCCACCUUCCUCGCUGGCAAGCUUCCCGACAAGCUCCCCGACCUCUCCAACCACACCUCCUUCUUCGCCGACACCAUGCGAUCCCAGCCUGAGCUCUACGAGAAGCUCAAGUCCAAGACCACCAAGCUCGGCGUCAACAUCGGCCACUGCAUCAAGACCGGCGUUGACAACAAGGGUCACCCCAUGAUCAAGACCGUCGGCGCCGUCGCUGGUGAUGAAGAGUCCUACGAGCUUUUCAAGGAAUUCUUCGACCCCGUCAUCUCCGCCCGACACAACGGCUACGCCCCCGAUGCCAAGCACCCCACUGACAUGAACCCCGCCAACCUUUCCACCACGCCCAUCGAUCCCACUGGCAAGUACGUCCUCACCACCCGAUGCCGAACUGGCCGAUCCGUCCGAGGCACUCGACUUCCUCCAUGCUGCUCCUUCGAAGAGCGACGAGAACUCGAGCGAGUCAUCGUCAAGGCUCUCCUCAACCUCGAGGGUGACCUCAAGGGUGACUACUUCCCCCUCCACGGCUCCAAGUCAUACGCCGCCAAGCCCAACGGCAUGACCGAGGAGAAGGAAGAAUCCCUCCGAAAGAACGGAAACCUCUUCCAGGAGCCCGACUCCACUCUUCUCCUCUCUUCCGGUUGCGGCCGACACUGGCCCGAUGCCCGAGGUAUCUUCCACAACGAAGCCGAGAACUUCUUCGUCUGGGUCAACGAGGAGGAUCAGAUGCGAAUCGUCUCCAUGCAGAAGGGUGCUUCCGUCGUCGAAAUCUUCAAGCGAUUUGCCGCUGCUACUGAGGGUAUCCAGAAGGUCCUGAAGCAGGAAGGUUACGACUUCAUGCACAACGACCAUCUCGGUUGGGUCCUCACCUGCCCCUCCAACCUUGGAACCGGUCUCCGAGCUGGCGCCAUGGUCCAGGUCCCCAAGUUCUCCGCCCGAGCUGACUUCAAGCAGGUCCUUGCAAAGAUGGGUCUCCAGGCCCGAGGUACCGCUGGUGUCGACUCCGCCUCCACUGGUGGCACCUGGGACAUCUCCAACGCCGAUCGACUCGGCAAGUCCGAAACCCAGCUCGUCAACAUCUUCAUCGAGGGUGUCUCCCAGAUCAUCCGAUGGGAACAGGCCCUCGAGGAAGGCAAGGACAUCGAAGCCGAAGUCGCCAAGGCCGCCCUUCCCGCCAAAUAUUAA